AUGGAACUCCAGCUGCAUGACUCAGAUGAGGAUCUGUAUGAAGAAUGGUUCCAAGCCAGUUAUCCUCCACCCAGAGAGCAGCAAUCAAACCACAGCCACGCAUCACAGUGGAGCCGCUCGUGCUCCAUGCACUUCCCAAAACAUCAUCCUGAUGGUUCCCAUCCGAUCCCCGGCCUCAUUCCCACCAAGAAGAUCACAGACCAGAGGAACUACAAUCUCAGCAACCUAAUCUGCUCUCCACCAUGCCACUCUCACCGAUCAGCCACCGGCAAUCUAGCAUGCUGCGGUGUAGCCUCGCCAAGAAGGCCGACUCUGUACUUACGAUCCGAGGAUGACAUCAGCAACAGACCGUCACCUGCCUCCGCAAGGCUAUUGCUCUACAAUUCCUCCACGACACCGUAG
Xyrichtys novacula (pearly razorfish) is the source of this 402-nucleotide messenger RNA. The record is from the annotation of a GenBank genome assembly. Lineage: Eukaryota; Metazoa; Chordata; Actinopteri; Labriformes; Labridae.